Mercenaria mercenaria is the source of this 786-nucleotide messenger RNA. RefSeq names its product acetylcholine receptor non-alpha chain-like. Lineage: Eukaryota; Metazoa; Mollusca; Bivalvia; Venerida; Veneridae. Gene Ontology annotation, cellular component: membrane; neuron projection; synapse. The record is from RefSeq and is a predicted model, not a curated record. Gene Ontology annotation, biological process: signal transduction; monoatomic ion transmembrane transport; chemical synaptic transmission. Bases 1 to 786 code for a protein of 261 amino acids. Gene Ontology annotation, molecular function: transmembrane signaling receptor activity; monoatomic ion channel activity; neurotransmitter receptor activity. The transcript has a single exon.
AUGUAUGUUUCUGAUAGUUACAUUAUUGCAAUGUUGCGUAGAGACGAUAAGUAUGAACUUGUCGGAAUCAAUCCUGCUAAAGGAAUUGUUUUCGGACUGCAAGCUUUAAGCAGCUUGCAAAAGAAACCGGAUUUGACGGUUUUCUCAGAAAGUUGCGAGUGGGAUCUUAUAGGAAGUGACGUCAAACUAAUCAAAGAAACAUAUGGUACCGAUGUCUGGGAUCAUGUGUAUUUCAUAUUAGAAUUGCAACGUAAACCGCUAUAUCACGUUAUGAAUGUUAUCAUUCCAGUUUUGUGUAUCUCUAUUUUGAAUAUUGUGUCAUUUCUACUUCCAUCAGAAAGCGGUGAAAGGGUAACAUUUUCCAUUUCAAUAUUUCUCACUCUUGCUGUAUUCCUUACCACUGUUAAUAGUUCAAUGCCUGAAUCGUCUGACGAAGUCCCCUCUUUUAGUGUCUACCUAGGUCUGCAACUUGUUGGAAGUGCUUUUAACAUCAUAUUCACAAUUAUCUCGUUAAAAUUCUUUCACCGCGAAAAAAGCUGUGCUGUGCCGGGACUACUGAAGAUUUUGGUCAAAGCUUGCUGUGUCCAAACUAGAAAUGAUCCGCCCAACGAGAAUGCUAUGACUUUCUUCAACGAUUUGACCAACGAACGAGUGAAAGACUGUAACGAUUGUCAACCUGUGACAUGGAAAAUGGCGGCAAGAGCAACUGACAGAUUGUGUCUUAUAUCUGCAAUUUGCUGGCACGUUAUUCUUACAGCAGGCCUGAUAAUCAGCGUCAAAUAUUAG